This is a messenger RNA of Euleptes europaea (tarantolino), 1593 nucleotides long. RefSeq names its product solute carrier family 16 member 4 (gene SLC16A4). The record is from RefSeq and is a predicted model, not a curated record. Gene Ontology annotation, biological process: monocarboxylic acid transport; transmembrane transport. Bases 1 to 1593 code for a protein of 530 amino acids. Gene Ontology annotation, molecular function: monocarboxylic acid transmembrane transporter activity. NCBI's taxonomy places the organism in Eukaryota, Metazoa, Chordata, Lepidosauria, Squamata, Sphaerodactylidae. The transcript has 8 exons.
AUGUCAGUCGUCACUACAAAAUACACAGUAAGAACACGAAUGAGACAAGACCAGCCAACAGUGGUAAAAUAUGGCGAAGGCCGCAACAGUAUAGAACCUCCUGAUGGCAGUUGGGGAUGGAUGAUCGUGCUUCACUUUUUUCUGGUAAAUGUGUCAGUAAUGGGAACAAUGAAGAACUUUGCAAUUUUCUUUGUGGCCUUUCAAGAAAAUGUUGGUGGCUCUUCCGAACACAUUGGAUGGAUUGGCUCUAUUAUGAGUUCUCUUCGAUUCCUAGCAGCUCCACUGGUAACCACUGUAUGUGAUAUACUAGGAGAUCGGCAUACAUCAUUGAUUGGGGCAUGCCUGUUUGGUGCUGGCUGUCUCAUUAGCACACUGGCCACUAGCAUCUCCUUCCUUUGUGUAUCUAUGGGAUUUCUAUCAGGGCUGGGUUUUGCUUGCUUGUAUCAGGUGGGAGCUGUAAUGAUUGUUAAGUACUUCAAGAAGCGGCUGGCUCUAGCCAAUGCAAUCAGUCGCUCAGGAAUGGGACUGUGUGUUUUACUGGCACCUUUUGUUCAACUCCUGAUAGAAAGUUACGGUUGGCAAGGUUCUCUACUGAUAUAUGGCGGCAUGAUGCUGAACCUUGUACCUUCUAGCAUGCUACUAUGGCCGGUUAACAUGAAGAGACCCAAAGAUGUAGGCAUUAGAAAUGAUAGUGAUCAAAUAUCUACACACUGCAAGUUUCCAGAAACUUUUGAACACUGUCAAGACAAAAUCUGCACCUCAGAAUUAGACAGAAGGGAUCCUGAAAGUCAAGAAUGUGCUGGCACCAGCAACUUGCCACUGGCUGAAGAACAGCUGCCAGCUCCAGUGCAUUACAAGCGUUCUGAAGCACCACUGAAAGGCAGCCUUAUGGGCAACGAUGCAAACAACCAAACCAGCAGUCAAAGCUACUUUCCACCCCAAAAAGAAAAACAGUCCAAGCCUUUCCCCUGCAAAUUAUGCCAUCUUGAUUUUUCCCAGCUGAAAAACCCUUUCUUCUACAUUUUCACCUGGUCUUUUCUUUUCAGCCAGCUAGCCUACUUUGUUCCCACCUUUCAUCUUGCAGCCAGAGCCAAAACACUGGGCAUAGGCCCAAUGGAUGCUGCUUAUAUCAUUUCAGUGGCUGGAAUCACAGAGACGGUUUGCUUAUUGCUUUCUGGCUGGAUUGCAGAUCAGAACUGGAUUAAGAAGUAUCAUUACCAUAAGGCAUACCUCAUUCUUUGUGGUGUCACUAACCUGCUGGGUCCUCUAGCCACAACCUUCCCAGUAUUGAUGACCUAUGCUGUAGUCUUCGCCAUUUUCAGUGGUGGAUACUUGGCCCUGUUGCUUCCUGUAUUGGUGGAUCUUGUAGGUGCCCCAAGCUUCCACAGUGCUUUGGGACUCUCUUCAUUUAUUGCUGGUUUUGGAGUCAUUGCUGGUCCUCCCAUUGCAGGUUGGCUGUAUGAUUACACUCAGACGUACGCCUGCUCCUUCAUUUUUGCCGGCGUCUGUUUCCUCAUUUCUCCAAUUUCACUCUUCUUCGAGCCUUUAGCCCAAAAAUGGAGGCAAAAGAAAGAACGUGAACUGGACAUUUAA